AUGUUGUCAGCACGUCCAGUCUUACGUAACGCAGCACGUUCUGCUGCUGUUGCUGCUAAAGCUUCAUUGAGAGUAGCACGUCCUACCUUGUUGACCGCUCAAAGAUUCGCUUCUGCCAAAGCUGCUCCAACCGAAGUUUCUUCGAUCUUGGAAGACAGAAUCAGAGGUGUUUCAGACGAAGCAAACUUGAACGAGACCGGUAAGGUUUUGUCAGUCGGUGAUGGUAUUGCUCGUAUUUUCGGUUUAAACAACAUCCAAGCUGAAGAGUUGGUUGAAUUCGCUUCAGGUGCCAAGGGUAUGGCUUUGAACUUGGAAGCUGACCAAGUCGGUGUGGUCUUGUUUGACUCUGAUAGAUUGGUCAAGGAAGGUGAAACCGUUAAGAGAACUGGUCAAAUUGUCUCCGUCCCAGUCGGUCCAGAAUUGUUGGGAAGAGUCGUUGAUGGUUUGGGUAACCCAAUCGAUGGUAAAGGACCAAUCAACGCCAAGGCCACCUCAAGAGCUCAAGUUAAAGCUCCAGGUAUCUUGCCAAGAACCUCAGUCCACGAGCCAAUGCAAACUGGUUUGAAAGCCGUUGACGCUUUGGUCCCAAUUGGUAGAGGUCAAAGAGAAUUGAUUAUCGGUGAUCGUCAAACCGGUAAGACCGCUGUUGCUUUGGACGCCAUCUUGAACCAAAAGAGAUGGAACAAUGGCUCAGAUGAAAAGAAGAAGUUGUACUGUGUUUACGUUGCCGUUGGUCAAAAGAGAUCAACUGUUGCUCAAUUGGUUCAAACCUUGGAGCAAAACGAUGCAUUGAAGUACUCAGUCAUUGUUGCUGCUACUGCUUCUGAAGCCGCUCCAUUGCAAUAUAUUGCUCCUUUCACAGGUACUGCCAUUGGUGAGUGGUUCAGAGACAAUGGUAAACACGCUUUGAUUGUCUUUGACGAUUUGUCCAAACAAGCUGUUGCUUACCGUCAAUUGUCUUUGCUUUUGAGAAGACCACCAGGAAGAGAAGCUUACCCAGGUGAUGUUUUCUACUUGCACUCUAGAUUGUUGGAGAGAGCUGCUAAGAUGAACGAGUCCAACGGUGCUGGUUCAUUGACCGCUUUGCCAGUCAUUGAGACCCAAGGUGGUGAUGUCUCUGCUUAUAUUCCAACCAAUGUUAUUUCCAUCACUGAUGGUCAAAUUUUCUUGGAAGCUGAAUUGUUCUACAAGGGUAUCAGACCAGCUAUUAACGUUGGUUUGUCCGUCUCUCGUGUUGGUUCUGCUGCUCAAGUCAAGGCUAUGAAACAAGUUGCUGGUUCAUUGAAAUUGUUCUUGGCUCAAUACAGAGAAGUUGCUGCUUUCGCUCAAUUCGGUUCCGAUUUGGAUGCUUCAACCAAGCAAACCUUGGCUAGAGGUGAAAGAUUGACCCAAAUCUUGAAACAAAAACAAUACCACCCAUUGUCUGCUGAAGAGCAAGUCCCAGUUAUUUUCGCUGGUGUUAACGGUUACUUGGAUGAGUUGCCAGUUAACAAGGUUGGUGAAUUCGAAGAAGCAUUCACUCAACACUUGAAAUCCAACGAAUCUCACAUUUUGGACUCCAUCAAGACCAAGGGUGAAUUGUCCAAGGAAGAAUUGGAACAAUUGCACAAGAUCACCAAGGACUUUGUUGCAGGUUUCCAAUAA
Messenger RNA from Lodderomyces elongisporus, 1644 nucleotides. RefSeq names its product F1F0 ATP synthase subunit alpha (gene ATP1). The coding region runs from base 1 to 1644 and encodes 547 amino acids. Gene Ontology annotation, biological process: proton transmembrane transport; proton motive force-driven ATP synthesis. The record is from RefSeq and is a predicted model, not a curated record. The transcript is spliced from 3 exons. Gene Ontology annotation, molecular function: ADP binding; proton-transporting ATP synthase activity, rotational mechanism; ATP binding. NCBI's taxonomy places the organism in Eukaryota, Fungi, Ascomycota, Pichiomycetes, Serinales, Debaryomycetaceae.